This is a messenger RNA of Amorphotheca resinae ATCC 22711, 1251 nucleotides long. RefSeq lists its product as hypothetical. The coding region runs from base 1 to 1251 and encodes 416 amino acids. Gene Ontology annotation, cellular component: cytosol. The transcript has 2 exons. Gene Ontology annotation, biological process: NADP+ catabolic process; NAD+ catabolic process. The record is from RefSeq and is a predicted model, not a curated record. NCBI's taxonomy places the organism in Eukaryota, Fungi, Ascomycota, Leotiomycetes, Helotiales, Amorphothecaceae. Gene Ontology annotation, molecular function: metal ion binding; NADH pyrophosphatase activity.
AUGGCGCCCCAGCCAGACCUCCCAGAACCCGCCCAUCCGGAAGUGGACUCGAUGCUGAGCAGAAAGUUCGGGCGCGAGGUGGCCAACUACUUCUCCGGAAGUCCACUGAACCGCGUUUCUUUCUUGCGCGGAAACCAUGAGUUCAUCUCGAAGGCGUUGACCCAUCCUACCACCUCCUUCCUGCUCUUCAACAACCUCUCCCCGCUCGCGAAGGACAACACUACUCUUGCGUACGCUACACAUGCAGAGGUCAAGCCGUUGAUUGGGGAGAACCCCUUUGCGAAGACGGAGGAGCAGAUGAUCAAGGACUACAACUCUGCUGUGACGUUGCCCUUGGUGCUAUUCCUGGGUCUGGACGAGAGGAAGAAGGGAGGCUUCCAGCAUGGCAUAUACAGCGGAUCUCCAUACUUUGCCGUAGAUGUGACCCCCAGAGGCACCGUCGUGAAGGAGGCCAACGGCGUUAUUGAGGCCAUGAAAGCAAAGGGAUUGCAAUUCAUUGAGUCGCGCAUGCACAUGACCUUGAAUGCUCCUGAAGCUGCUAUCUACGCCCAAGCCAGAGCGCUGAUUGACUGGAAUGCGCGGAAUCCCUUCUGCGCUGGUUGCGGUCAGCCUACGUUGUCCGUGAACGCCGGAACCAAGCGAGUCUGCCCACCAACCGACUAUGCCUCCUUGCCUACACCUCAGGGUGCUAUCACUGUGCUCGACACUCCCCGUGAACGCGCCGCCUGCGCUACCAGGACAGGUAUUUCCAACCUUUGCUUCCCGCGCACCGACCCCACGGUUAUCAUGGCCGUAGUCAGCCAUGAUGGCCAACGCGUGCUCCUCGGAAGAUCAAAGCGCUGGCCAGCAAACUGGUACAGUACUCUGGCCGGAUUCUGCGAGCCCGCCGAGUCUGUGGAGGAAGCCGUCCGACGAGAGGUCUGGGAAGAAUCCGGCGUCCUGCUCGGUCGUGUCGUAAUCCACUCCACACAGCCAUGGCCAUACCCCGCAAACCUGAUGAUCGGUGCCAUCGGGCAGGCGCUGCCGGAUGGUGAAGAGAUCCAUCUAGAGCACGACCCAGAACUAGAAGAUGCGAAGUGGGUGGGCAUUGAUGAGAUCAAGACGGCCCUGAGAAUUGGUACCAGUGGUUUGGGUGACCCACCAGGACCAGAGUACAUCGAGGGCGGACUGAGACUCCCGCCCAAGACGGCCGUUGCGAACCAGUUGCUCCAGGCAGUCGUGGGGGGAUUCCUUGAGACCCCAAAGAUCUAA